AUGGGUCAUAACGCUUCUACCAACGGCCACUAUAGCCAUCACCAGGGACAGUCGAUAAACACCUUAUCUACCAGAAAGUCCAAUGCAUCCGCUGAGAGCCAAGUCAGAAAAUCGGCAGCAGGCACAACAAAGAAUAACAACUCACUUGACGAAGAAUUCAGCGAUCUCAUCUUGCACCAAGUAGUACAACAGCAACAACCAAAACCAAGUGCGUCUAACACAUUGGUACAACCAAUGUCACAAAUACAAAUACAACCACAAACACUGAACCCAAGCUACAACCAAUUCUCCAGUGGCCUUAUCGAGGACGAAUUUAAUGAAGUCAAUGACGGCUUGGUUGAGGAACCAGCCUCAUUAUCAAGAAACAUUCUUCCCGAUAACAACUACCUCGAAGAAACUAACAACAACACAAACAACACAAACACAAACAACACAAACAAAGAAGUUAUAAAUGAAACCCACCAAUACAACACUACAGAGACCCCUGAAAACAACGACGAAACAAUUGACCAUAUGGACCUUGACACCCCAUUCACCCAGGACUCGGACGACAUACAAGAAUAUGAGUACCCCUUGUCCCAAACACCAACCCCAGAUCUCUCCAAAGUUGAUUUCACCAAAAUCAGCAGCCAAAUGCCAGCUUCAAAUACUCACCUGCCAAAAGAUGCCAAUGAAAGAGAACAACAAAAAUCACCAUCAGCACCCUUUCUUCCGCCACCCCCACCAACAACAACCACAACACGAAUGAUGUCUGCUGCAUCAGUUGCCAGAUCGGCUCACUCUCCUUCACCUAACCCCGAUAAGCACCAGCACCAUCAGCAACAACAACAAAGCUAUUUCCCAAACUUGAGUCAACACAAUCACAACAAACUGUACUUGAACAAUGACCAGAAUAUCCCCAAACAAGGUCGAAACAAACAGUUCAAGAGCAACACCCACCAAGAGCAAUUCCUCAUCCCUAUUGAGAUAAAAUGGGUCAACAGCAACAAGGAGCCCAUCAACAAGAUAUCCAUAAUUGGAUCGUUUUCCAAUUGGCGUGAUGUCAUCAAGCUUGUACCCCUGCAACAACACCCGAAUGAGUACAACACGACAAUAAAUUUACCAUUGGGCGUACACAAGCUAUUGUAUAUAAUCAACAACGAAUAUAGAGUUAGUGACCAAUUACCAACUGCCACCGACCAGGAAGGGUUGUUCUUCAACUGGUUCGAGGUUAUUGAUGAUACACACUUGUUUAACCACAGCUCAAACCAACCAAACCAUAUCGGCGCUAGUACCGAUUAUGAUGCAAAUAUCAUCUCGAACCCAGACUUGACGGCACAAUCACCAAGACAUCAGCAACCAAACGCAUACACAUCGCUGUCAUAUACAACGCCACGAUUGGCUGGGAAAUACGAAGUGGAGAAGAUUCAGGAAAAAUCAAAUGAACUUCUCCAGAAAAUCUCAAAAGAAGGAAGCUCUCAAUUCGAACAUGUAGAAUACUAUGAAGGAAACGAAGACGCAAUGGCAUAUGAUCAUGAUAAUAAUGACAACGACGAAGGAGAAGCUGAGUUGAAAGAGAAACAUAAAGCACAGCAACAACUGUCGAACUACCCUUACCAUCAAUCCGAUUUUAGCCACUCCCUGCAAAUUCAGCAACAACAACAACAACAGCAAACUCAAGGACAACAGUUUUCACCUUAUGAGCUUUCCCACUCAGAUUCUUUUAUCAGUCAGGUGGAGAAACUAGAAUAUUCUAGCGAAAUCCCCGAAAUGUUUGUAAACUAUGACUACUUUAAGAUGAAACCUGCCGAUUACGAGCUUCCCGAGCCACCACAACUUCCACCACACUUGAACAAUGUUCUUCUCAACAAAAUUUCAAACCUGCCCAAUUCAGCAAGUAAUUCAUCAAAUACAUUACCUGGGCCACCACCACUCAAUUCAACCAUGACGCAGCAAGGAGCAGGCUCCUCCUCCAUUAGCUCGAGCUACAAUUAUAAACGACCACCAUUGCGUCGUGCCGAUAGUUCAUACUAUGCGUCAAACAAGGAAGCCUACCAUCUGGCUAUACCAAACCAUGUCAUCUUGAACCAUUUGAUGACCACGUCGAUCAAGAAUGAAGUGCUCACAGUAGCUUGUAUUACCCGAUACCUGGGAAAAUUUGUUACCCAAAUCAUGCACUCACCAGCUGAUAAAUAG
Messenger RNA from Lodderomyces elongisporus, 2175 nucleotides. RefSeq names its product Kis2p (gene KIS2). Bases 1 to 2175 code for a protein of 724 amino acids. The transcript has a single exon. Gene Ontology annotation, biological process: signal transduction. Gene Ontology annotation, cellular component: cytoplasm; nucleotide-activated protein kinase complex; nucleus. Lineage: Eukaryota; Fungi; Ascomycota; Pichiomycetes; Serinales; Debaryomycetaceae. The record is from RefSeq and is a predicted model, not a curated record. Gene Ontology annotation, molecular function: protein kinase binding.